GCAGCGCGCGCGAGUCCUCGCUGCGUGACGUCACCGCGCCAGCUGCGUCGUGAACGCGUACUCUCCCUAACAAGGAAGUCGUCGGUUUGUUUUGACGGAAUAAGAUGCUUCAGCUAUGCUUCGGAUAAAGGCAGCAACAAGUGGUCUGAAGAGGUGAACCCAGAGCAGCUUCCUGCGCCCGAGCCAGCCAGAGCCAUGGUGAGCUGCUGCCCCCGCCCCAGGCUCUGCUCCCGCUCCUCGGCCUACACGCUCGCUCUCGGCCUGGGCUUCGUUACCUUGGGGACGAGUCGCAUUGUGCUGCUCAAGUUCUCAGCAAACGCCGAAAACAAGUAUGACUUCCUCCCUGCAUCUGUGAACCUGCUUGCUGAAGCUCUGAAGCUGCUCUUCUGUCUGGUUAUGUCAGUCAGAGUGAUAGUCAGAGAGGGACGAUCAUGCAGAGAUCUGGGCUGCGCCUCCAGCUCCUCCUUCCUGAUCUCCCUGAAGUGGGCCGUUCCGGCGUUCCUCUACUUUCUGGACAACCUCAUCAUCUUCUAUGUGAUGACCUACCUGCAGCCGGCCAUGGCAGUGCUGUUCUCCAACUUUGUCAUCCUGACCACAGCUGUUCUCUUUAGACUUGUUUUAAAGAGACGCCUGUCCUGGGUUCAGUGGGCUUCUUUAGUUAUCCUCUUCCUGGCCAUCGUCUCCUUGACAACGGGAUCAGGGGGCAGCCAGAGCUCCAUAGCAGUGCCAGCCCUUCACUCAAACCCGCUCUCCACCCCGUCCAACUCCUGCAUCCUCUACACCCAGCUCCUGGAGCAGAUGAAAAACAGCAGCGCCUCCAAGUCGUGGACGUCGUCUCUGCCCGGUCAGGCCUGGAGGGACCGGAUGGUGGAGAAGCUGCAGACUUUGGGCGUGGGUCACGUCCUGCUGCUGCUGCAGUGCUUCAUUUCCGCCAUGGCCAACAUCUACAACGAGAAGAUCCUGAAAGAGGGAGACCAGCUCACAGAGAGCAUCUUCAUUCAGAACAGCAAACUGUAUGUGUUUGGUGUGGUGUUCAACGCUCUGACUCUGGGGCUCAGCAGCGAGGCGAGAGGACUCACCAUCCACUGUGGCCUCCUCCACGGACACAACGUCUACUCACUGGCCCUGGUGCUGGUCACUGCCGCUCUGGGCUUGUCUGUCGCCUUCAUCCUGAAGUUCAGAGACAACAUGUUCCACGUGCUGACAGGCCAGAUCACCACCGUUCUGGUCACCGGCUUCUCCCUCUUCCUGUUCGACUUCCGGCCGUCGCUGGACUUCUUCCUGCAGGCGCCCAUGGUCCUGCUGUCCAUCUUCAUCUACAACGCCAGCCGGCCCAGAGACCCCGAGUACAGCCUGCAGCAGGAGAAGCUGCGGGUCAUCAACGGAGAGGUGUUCGAGAGGUCCAGAGGGGACGGCGAGGAGCUGGAGCUCCUCACCAAAACCAACACCGACAGCGAGUCUGAUGAAGAGUCUCUGUAAAUUCUCGAGUUCGGAGGAUAAACCGCUGCUAAAGCUGCUCUACUCAGAAGUCUGAACCUCGUCACCCGGCAGGAUCUCUGUCUGUUACAUUUGAACUGAAUAACGGUGAAAAACGGCGCUGAGCGUGAGGUUCUAAUUCACAUUCUGAAACGUGCCUGUUUGUACAUGAAUGCUGCUGUUUAAUGUUGUGACACAGGAGUGAGACUUAAAAAACAAAUUGAACAGCACUUAAGGAUCAUUAACAGGUUUUCUUUGUAAAUAUUCCUGUAAUGCCUCCAGCUGUUGAGCCAAUCAUGAGCUGGGAUUGAGAUCCUAUAAGACUUUGGACUUUUGACAUUUGGAAAAGUUAUUUAAUGAUCUAUGGUUUAAUCCUGUGAUGUACAUUGUAGGUUUUAAUCAGUUCAUGCUGAGUCGAGUCAUUGGUGGCUCUGUAGGGAUUCAUAAAAAGGAAAAAAAAGGGAAGUGAAAAACAGGAAGCAAUGGAACAAAGUUCUACAUUUUUCAUCAGAUGGCCAUCUUGCUUUGUUUGCCGGCCUAAUGAAACCACGCGUUACGUGGGUCUAAAUGUGAAGAAGUGAAGGGGACUUGGUGGAACAUCAAGUUUGUCCCACUUUUUACAUUUUCUGUCUUGAAUUUUCUGAAUAAUCAGCGUGUAUAUUGGGAUCAAAGGUGUGGAAUUUGGAUUUCUGCUGCAUCAGGAUGGGGCCCCUUACUGUUCCCGCGAUGUCACCACAUGAUUAAGAAUCAACUACUUGGAAAUUCUAUUUUAUUGUGCUAUGAGCCCAAAUGUUCAAAUUCUUUGGCAGUUUAAUUAGAAAUUAAGGACAAGCUGCCAAUUUCAUUUUUUCCCAGUAUUUGUUAUGCUGAAAGCGAGUGAAUCUUUAACAGUGCAGACAUUAGAGAGUACAAUGAGUUGGACACAAAAACCUCAUUUACCAAUAAAAGCACAAAAACGUUCCUGUUCCCCAAAAUUCCUUGACGUGAAAAAUGAAGCAAAAGCGUUUCAGUUCAUCAAAUUUCUGUGUGCUCACAUGUGGAGCAGAACUCUGCGUUUACAUUUUAUGUAUAUCUGAUCUGAGAGCGUUCAAUGAAUCGGCUUCAAAUCUGCUGCAGCUUGACCAUUAAUGUUCAUUUGGUGGAUUAAACUGCGAAAUUCUAUAAAAUUGAUCUUUCUCUUAAUAUCGUUGAUGCCUUUGAAAUAUGUAUGUCAUUUAUUGUGAAAUGAUUUUUUUUGUUAAAAGAAACUUGCUGAAGCGCAGUGGAAUUUUUGUGUUAAUUCUUUGUUUUAAAGAAAAAAAAAUCAGUUUUAUGUUUGAAGAACAAACAAAACAAUCUUUUCAACAUGGGUUCAUAAUUAGAUAAAUUAUUUUAAGCAUUUUACUUUGCUCACAGCUUUAGAACAUGUCGUCUUUCAGAUUUUCCCAUUGGCGCCUUACCAAAUCAAGCCAGUAGGGGGUGGUACUCCUUAAGACGUUGCUGUGUGCACAGCUCACCCAGAAAAGCUUCAGUAAUUCAUGAUCAUGAUUCAUCACUUUAUAAAUUGUGAGCUAAAAUUACAGUCAAUAAAUGAUUAAGUUUCAUGUC
Messenger RNA from Xiphophorus hellerii (green swordtail), 3063 nucleotides. RefSeq names its product solute carrier family 35 member A5 (gene slc35a5). Bases 196 to 1479 code for a protein of 427 amino acids. Gene Ontology annotation, biological process: pyrimidine nucleotide-sugar transmembrane transport. The record is from RefSeq and is a predicted model, not a curated record. Gene Ontology annotation, cellular component: Golgi membrane. Lineage: Eukaryota; Metazoa; Chordata; Actinopteri; Cyprinodontiformes; Poeciliidae. Gene Ontology annotation, molecular function: pyrimidine nucleotide-sugar transmembrane transporter activity. The transcript is spliced from 10 exons.